Messenger RNA from Tigriopus californicus, 2615 nucleotides. RefSeq lists its product as uncharacterized. Bases 451 to 2358 code for a protein of 635 amino acids. Lineage: Eukaryota; Metazoa; Arthropoda; Copepoda; Harpacticoida; Harpacticidae. The transcript is spliced from 9 exons. The record is from RefSeq and is a predicted model, not a curated record.
CCUCAGUCCUCCUUUUUUUUUUUCGGCUGCUGUUCAUUCCGAAAAUCGCCAACAUAACAACUGCAACAACGCUAAAAUUACUACUUCACUCCUUGGGAUCGGACAUGUCGGGCUAAAAUUCAAAGGCGAUUGGACUUGGUUGAUUCUCUUCUUCGGGCUCUUUCGUCUCGAACCUCUCCGCCAGCACAGAUUUCCCGGACGGUCAUUGACCCAGAAGAAGGAUGGCCCUGCCGAACUGGUCGGCACCCCCCGUUCGUUGGCACUUGCAUUGUCCACCGGUGUAAUUGUGUCAUUACCAAGUACAUGGGCGUGUCUGGCCUGCUGAGGUCGUGGCUUUGACGCAUCUACCCGUGUGAUCUGGAGCCUGACCCGAAUCCAAUCAGCGGCGCCGUGGCUUGUUCCCCAUUGAUUGAGCACUGAGCGAGCCUCUCUCUCUUGUUCACUGAAUCCAUGCAGUCCCUAAUCCAAAGUGGGUUGCCCGUGUUGUCGUCCAAGUUGAAGGAUAUGGAUUCAUUGGAAAAGAUGCGGCGGUGGAAGCGAUCGUUCGAUGGAUUCAUCUCUUUCCGGAAGGCCCUGGGUUUGGCCUUUGUCACGUUUGUAUUCAUCCUGUAUGUGGGACCCACAUUGUUCAGUUGGUUGUUCGGCUCGGGACGUCCAUUUCCCGACGGAUCCGAACCCUACACCACCGAGACCUGCAUCGGCGACAAAAUGAUCACCUUCCUCGCCGAUAUCCAGAAGCACAAUGCCCACGCUCAACAUCAUCCUUGGCGGGUCACGGAUAAGAGCUAUGUGCCCUAUGUGGGCAAUGGCCAAGUCGGAGUGGCGGCCGACUCGGAGGCCGGUCUGUUUGUGGCCGGUUCUCGCCAUUUAAGCCAACCCGUGCCUUUCAAGCCCGUCGCCCACGUGGCGCCCGAAGGCAGUCACGUGUUCCUCGAGGAGAGUGCCACACUCGUCCAUUAUGUCACCGGGGUGGUGCACAAAGCCCGGUGCUAUCAGACGGAUCGAGGUUCCUGGCUGAGUGUGGCCCAACAGUUCUACGCCCAUCGAGCCUUUCCCGCCAUAUUGGUGCAAGAGGUGAAGAUGACCAAUCCCGGUCCCAGGCCGCAAAUCUUCAAUGUCGAGCGUUUGGGCAUCUCCGAUUGGGUGGAUGCCCGAUCUCGAACCAAGACAUUGGAGCAUGGCGAUGGUGGACAGAAAUACACGAUUGUGUCCGGACAGGUUGAACUGACCGACAAGUCGUUCCGUUACGUUACCAUUGUGGCCAAGAAGUUACCCUCGGCCAUGGAAGUGGCCUCUCGCAUGACACAAACUUUGAGUAUCCUGACUGCUGUGGUCUAUUCCGAGCCUUUAAGCGAGGUGGAUGAAGUGCUCAGGGACUCGCUAGAAUCCAAAGCUACAAAGGAGUUGCUGAAAGCUGUGGGUAUGACGAGCGUGUCGUUGAAAAAUCUCCAUCAGGAUGUUUGGAAAAGCCUUUGGAACACGGGCUUUGGUAUUUCCCACUCAAUGGCCGAGAAUUCGGUCAAUGGCUUGCAAAUCAAUGCCACCAUGUAUUACGUUCUGUCUCAAGUGCCCGCUCCCAUUCACCGCUACCAAUUACAGGGAGCCGAGAAACUGGAUCAGCUCUCAAUUCUAUCUUAUGCCGAAGGCUGCUAUGGUGGAAUUCCUACUCUUUAUGCACCCAAUUUAUGGAAAUCGCUCAGUUCUGUGGAAGAAGUGAAUGCAGUUGUCAAGUCUUGGGUUCUCACGUUGGAGAAAAAUGGUUGUGGAAAACUAAUAAAAGCUGGAGCAGAUGGAGUGGUACAAGCCAUGGUUUUAAGCUUUGCUGCCUUCAAAUUCCGCGAGGAUCACUUGGAAUUGAAUUCGCAGCCCAAAGAUCUUCAUCGAGAUUACUUUUUCCGACGAAUCAGUUAUGGCAACAGCACCCAUCUAAACAUUAGUAUCGUCAUAUCCGAGGAGAAUAAACCCGUGAUUAAGGUGGCAUUGGAUCGACGGGACAAGGACUACUUUGCUUGCGAUGCAGGUUGCUUGGAUCGACCCUCACCGCUCUCCACCGAAACCAAGAGCUUUCCAGUCAAGCUGACCGAUCCAAUCACGGCGAUUCUUUACAUUACAUCCGAUCACCAGCACAUGGAGGAGCUCAAAGAAGCGAUACACGUGAAAGAAGUAGUCGAAGCUCCGGCCCAUGAACACCAUGUAAUCGCUCUUCAUCGCCACGGCAACAAAUUGGGAGGCUUACCCGGGAUUUUCUGGUUUAGCAUCGGCUUCCUCAUUUUGGCCUUCCACAUGUUCUUGUUCAAAUUGAUCUGGCAAGAAUACUGUGCCGGACAGGACAGGUUCAGAACGAGCAAAGACGUUUGAAUUAACUAGAAGAAGAAAAUAUUCCGACUACCAAUGAUAAGCCUUGUUCGUGAUCCCGGGGGCACCUAAAAAUGGUCACACGUCCGGCUCACCUCCGAUACUUAAUUAUAAAUUGUCAUUCAUUGUUAGAUUUGAUUUCAUCGGCUUGUCCUCCGAGAAUGUCUUUAAAACCUUAAAUUCGAGUCUACUAGUACAGUUGAUAGUACCUACAAAAUGAAUCUAUUUUAUUAAAUAUGGUUGACGUUUCUAUACCUUAA